UGGAAAAAACCAUAUGUGAAUAAAUUUAUAUGAUAAUGUUAAAGGAGAGGAGUGCAAAUGAAAACAAAGCUUUUCUGCCGUUUUUUUAGUUUAAGGCGUUAAAGUUGUUAAUAACUUAGUUAAGCGAAAAAAAAAAAAAAAUUAUUUGAAACGAGUAAUUAAGACUCAAUUUAAAAAAAUUAGUCACAUUAAAAUGACUACUGAAAUUGUUGGAAAUGGGACUGAGUUUCCUGAACAAGGUCCAAAACGUGAAAUAAAACUUCUUGAAACUGUUGAAGAUAUUCAAAAACGUCGAGAACAGGUUCUUCGAAGAUAUGGUGACUUUAAACAAGCUACAAAAGAACGUAGAAAACGAUUAGAAGAUGCAAAACUUCUUUGUCAAUUUAAAAGAGAUAGCGACGAAGUAGAAGUUUGGAUUGAAGAGAAAAUGAAAAUUGCUUCAGAUCAAAGUUUUAAAGAGCCAAUAAAUUUACAGGUUAAAUUACAAAAGCAUACAACAUUUGAAGCUGAAGUAAAAGCACAUUUGUUUAUGAUAGAGACGAUAGAAAGCAAAGGAAUGAUUAUGGUUAAUGAAAAUCACUAUGCAUCCGAUUAUGUUAUUAAGCGUAUUGAUGAGUUAAAGUUACUUUGGUCAUUACUGCUUCAACAAUCUCAAGAGAAAUCUUAUAUGCUUCUUUGCACACAGUCAAGGGUUAACAUUUUGCUUCAAAUCGAUGAGUUGUUGUACUGGAUUAUUGGAAAAGAAUCUAUUGUUGCAGAAGAAGAACCUAUUAGGGAUUUAGAGCAUGUCCAAUCGUUACAAAAGAACUUUGAUGCUUUUCAUAAAGAUUUGUUGGGUAAUGAAGUACGCAUUACAGAAGUAAAUGAAAUUUGCAAGAAGCUUUGUGAAGAGAAACAUCCUGAUACACAAGAAAUAAUAGCAAAAUGUGAAAAAUUAAAUUCAUCAUGGUAUACUUUGAUGGAACAUGUUCAAGAAAAAAAUAAGAAAUUGAUGGUGCUUUUUGAGUUGUAUCAUUUCUACAGAGAUGUUGAUGAGAGUCUUGUAUGGAUGAGCGAAAAAAAUGAUAUUUUGUCCAACCCAGAUAUAGGAGAUGAUUUACAAAGUGUCACUGCAUUACAAAGAAAACAUGAAACAUUAGAACGAGACCUUGCUGCUUUGUCUGUCAAAGUAUCAAUUUUAAAUAAUGAAGCCAGUGAUUUAAAGAAAAAGUAUGGUGAUGCUGAAAAAACUAUCAUUGAAAAAGAAAAUGAGCUGAGUUUGUACUGGAAAAAUUUGCAGGAAAAGGCUUUUGUUCGAAAAAAAAACUUAGCUGAUUCUUUCUGCUUGCAUAAAUUUCUUUCUGAAUCACGUGAUUAUCAGUCAUUUGUGAAUGAUAUGGUUUCGAUGAUUAAAACGGAUAAAAAAGGAAGCGAUGUUGAAAGUGCUAAAGCAUUGCAAGAAAUGCAUGAUGAGCACAAGGGUUAUAUCGAUGCUUCAGAAGAUGGGUUCGAAAAAACAAUUGCUCUUGGAAAAAAAAUUAUAGAAGAUGAGCAUUGUGGAAAGCCUGAUGUUGAAAAUGAGAUUGCAAUUUUACAAAAAGAGCGUCAAAAAGUCAUUGAGUGUUGGGUAGAGAAAAAAAAAGAAUACGACCAAGGACUAGAUUUUCAACUGUUUAUGAGAGAUGCUGAUCAAAUGGAAUCUAUAAUGGUUAAACAAGAAAAUUUCUUAUGCUCAGAACCUGAUAGCGAUUCAGUUGAUGGUGCAGACAAGUUGAAAAAGAAACAGGAAGAGUUUGAGAAUGCAUUACAGACUCAAGAGGAAAAAAUUGAGGCUAUUAUUGAGUUUGCAGAUCGCUUAGCUUCUCAAAAUCAUUCUGCUAUUCAAGAAAUUAAAGCAAAACAAGAACAUAUUAUAAACAGACGCAACAGAUUAUGGGAACUUGCAAGUUUACGUAGAUCAAAACUAGGUGAUUCAUCACAGUUUUACCAGUUUGAACGAGAAGCAGAGGAGACUAAGAUAUGGUUACAAGAAAAACUGAAAGUAGCACAGGAUGAAUGUUUUCGUGAUCCAAUUAACUUACAAGGCAAGAUUCAAAAACAACAUGCAUUUUUGUUAGAACUCAAUGCAAAUAAAUCUAGAAUUGAUAGCGUGAAAGAAAGAGGCCAUGAACUGAUUGAUAGUGCUCACUAUGCCAAAAAUGAAAUUUUAACAUUAAUCAAUGAAGUUGAAAUGGGAUGGGAAGAAGUUAACCUAAAAGCUGAAGAAAAAACACAGCGACUUUCUGAAGCAAAUUUGGAACAACAAUUUGUAAGAAGUAUUGAAGAUUUUGAAAUGUGGCUAGGUGAAACAGAAAUGCAUUUGGAGUCUGAUGACCUUGGAAAAAACUUAGCAAGUGUAAAGAAUCUACAGAAGAAAUUAAAUUUGUUAGAGGCAGAUGUUCUUUCUCACAAGGAGCCACUUCAAGUUAUAAAAGAGGCAGCAUCUCAAUUCAUAGCUAACAAUCACUUUAAUUCUGAAGCAAUACUAAUAAAACAAGCUUCAGUAGCUGAUCGUUAUAGCCGUAUUGACAUUCCUCUUCAUAAGCGUAAGACAGAUUUAGAAAAUUCUAGAAAAUAUCAUCAGCUCCUACAUGAUAUAGAAGAUGAAGAAAGUUGGAUUAAAGAAAAGGAACCAAUUGUUUCUUCAUUGCACACCGGAAAAGAUUUGAUAGGUGCUCAAAAUCUCUUGAAAAAACAUCAAGCUUUAGUGGCCGAAAUAUCUCUUCAUGAAAAAGAUAUUGCAGAAGUUUGCUUAACAGGGAAUAAUUUAGUUAAAGAAGGUCACUAUGCUUGUGAGGAUAUCAAAACAAACAUUGAAUACUUAAGUAACUUGUGGAAUGAUUUGAAGAAUCGAAGUGAUCUACGUAUGAGAGAGUUGUUGGAUGCCAUUGAAACUCAUCAAUACAUUGCUGAUGCUGAUGAUGCUGAAUCUUGGAUUAUAGAGAAAGAGCCACUCGCUAGUAACUCUGAAUAUGGGAAAGAUGAAGACACAGCUCAGGCGAUGCUUAAAAAACAUAAAGCUCUUAUGGCAGAUAUUGAAGCUUUCAGUGCAAUUAUUAAUGUCUUGAAUGAACAAAGUCAGAAAUGCAAGCCAUUUAUAUUUGGUGACCUGUCUAAUAAAGAAGUUGUUGAAGUUAUACAAAACUACGAUGAAAAAAAUCCACAUGAAAUUUCUAUAGAAAAAGGACAGAUUUUAACAUUAUUGAACAGCUCUAAUAGAGAAUGGUGGAAAGUUGAAAGUGAUGACCGCCAAGGGUUUGUUCCAAAAGAAUGUUUGCAAAAAGUUGACUCAUUCAAAGCAUCUCAAGACAUUUUGUCAAAUAUUACCGAGACUGAAAGUAUUGCAAGUCGUCAAGAAAAGUUAAAUAAAAGGUACAAUGAUUUAAUUACUAAUGCUCAACAAAGAAAUAUUAUGUUGCAAGAGUCUAUAAAAAAGAAUGCAAUGUUGCGCAAAGUUAAGCAGAUUCAAUCCUGGAUUCAGGAUUCGGAAGCUGUUAUCAUGUGCUCGGAAGUUGGAGUUGACAUGGAUGAUGUUGAAGCUCUUCAGAAGAAGUAUGAUGAGUUUGAAAAGAAUAUGGUUUCUCAAGAACAAAGAAUUACAGAGUUGCGAUUGUUGUGCUCUCAACUUAAAGAAGAAAAUGCAAGUGAAUAUGAAAAAGUAAAUGCAGUUCUUGAGAAUGUUUCUCAGCAAUGGGGCAAAAUGUUAGAGAAUGCUUCACACCGGAAAAAAGUUUUAGAGAGUUCUAGUGAAAUUCACAAGUUCCAUCGUGAUGCUGAUGAUGCCAAGGCUUGGAUAGAUGAAAAAAGUAUUUCAUUAUCAUCAAUAGACUAUGGUAAAGAUCUUGCAAGUGUUCAGUCAUUGCAAAGAAAACAUGAGGUCUUAGAAAGAGACUUAGCUGCAUUGGAAGAAAAGGUUAAUUCACUUAAUGCAGAAGCUGGAAAGCUCAUGGACAACCAUUUAACAUCUGCUGAUUUAAUAAAAGAAAAGCUUAAUGACUUAACUGAAAAUUGGUCAGAGCUAACGAGAAAAGCUAAUGAAAGAAAAGCAAAGUUGAAUGAAUCGUAUGCUUUCCAGAAAUUUCUUAAUGAUUAUCGAGAUCAGCUAUCUUGGAUUCAAAGUAUUAAUUCAUUAGUUUCAUCUGAUGACCUAGCAUCAGAUGUUGUGGAAGCUGAAGCUAUGCUAGAUAGACAUCAGGAACAUAAGUUUGAAAUGGAUUCUCAUGAGCUUACAUUUGACAACUUUAAUGCAUUUGGUGAAAGGUUGAUAGAGGAAAAACAUUGUAAUUCCCUUGAAAUAGCUGAGAAAAUUCAGGAGAUAAAAACAAGCAGAGAACAUCUAGAGAUAUUGUGGAACAAACGUAAAAAAACCUUAGAUGAAAAUAUGGAUGAGAUGCUUUUUAAUAGAGAUGCAGAACUUGCAGAAUCUUGGAUGGCAGCAAGAGAAACUUCAUUGAAAAAUGAAGACAAUGAGUCAACUGAUGUGCUAAUGAAGAAACAAAAAGAUUUUGAAAAAGCCAUAGCUAUUCAGGAGGGUAAAAUUCAAGUGUUGCAACAAACAGCAGAAGACUUGAUUAAUGCAAAACAUUACAAUAAUGAAAUUAUUAGUUCAAGAAUUGUAGCUGUCAUGGCCAGAUGGGAAACAUUGAAAGAAGCUUUAGUAGAUAGAAGAUCAAAACUGGGGGAAUCUCAAUCCCUGCAAUCAGUAAGCAAAGAUUUGGAUGAUAUUGAAUCUUGGAUAAGUGAAAAGUUACAAUCUGCGUUAGAUGAAUCAUAUAUGGACCCAUCAAAUAUUCAGGGAAAAUUGCAAAAGCAUCAGGCAUUAGAAGCAGAGGUAUCAUCUAAUAAAGACAGAGUUCUCAGUACUGUUAGUAUUGGAAAUGGUUUAAUUAAACAGAACAAGUGUAAAGGAAGUGAAGAACAUAUUAAAGAAAGGUUAGAUAACAUAGAGUCAACAUGGAGAACACUUUGUGAAUGCUGUAAAAUAAAAACCAAAAAACUUUUGGAAGCUAGUGAGCAACAAGCCUUUUCACAUGAUGCACAAGAUCUUGAUUUUUGGCUUGGAGAGAUUGAGAAAGUUUUGUCUUCGCCUAAUUGUGGUUCUAAUCUUUCGGAUGUCCAGAAUCUUUUAAAAAAACAUCAGUUUACAGAAGCUGAUAUUUUUGCUCAUGAAGAACGCAUAGUUAUGCUGCAAGUACUCUGUAAACAUUUUGUAGAAGUCAAACAUUUUGAUGCCUCUAAAAUAUUAGAAACCACUGACAAUAUUGUUAUGCGGUUCAACAAUUUAAAGAUACUUGCUUCCAACCGAAAGAAUAUGUUGGAAUCCAGUUUUGCAUUAUAUCAAUACUAUAGAGAUAUAGAUGAUCAGGAGUCUUGGAUUAGAGUGAAAAAAGUACUUGCAUCUUCACAGGAUUAUGGUCAAGAUGUUACAAGUUGUCAAAAUUUACAAAAGAAGGCCCAGCGUUUAAUUGCAGAAAUAAAAACUUUUGAACCGCAAUUUGAACAAAUUCUAUCAAAAAUUGAUUAUUUUAAAGAGAAAGAACCUACCUGUACUGAAAAAAUUAAUGCUCGAUGUGAACAGCUUAAAAACAAUUGGAAUGAAUUGACUCAACUUGCUAAUAACAGGAAUAAAUUGUUAGUUGAAGCACAAGAAUACCAGCAAAUUGUAUCUGACAUCCAUGUUGAAUUUUCUUGGAUUGCAGAAAAACAAAAAUUAGUAUUGAGUGAGGAUUAUGGAGACACUUUAGCUGCCAUUCAAGGUCUUUUAAAGAAACAAGAAGCUUUUUGUAAUGAUUUAUGUGUUCAUAAAGUGCGAUUUGAAAACAUUCAAAAGCAAGGAAAGAAGCUGAUUGAAGAGAACAAUUUCAAAAAAGUCACUAUUAAAGAGAAGAUAGAUGAGCUCUCUGUUAAAUUUGCAGCUUUAGACAAAGAUGCUGGAUUGCGUCAACAUAAACUUAAUGAUAACAAUUCAUUCUUACAGUUUAAAUGGAAAGCUGAUGUCGCUGAAUCAUGGAUUGAAGAAAAAGAAAAAUAUCUUAAAGUUGAUCACUUUGCAAAAGAUCUAUUUAGUGCACAAAAUUUAAUAACACGACAGGAUGCUUUUGAAGCUGGUUUAUCAGCAUUUGAAUUGGAUGGAAUUGCACGUAUAACAGUAUUAAAAGAAGAGCUUGUUAGUUCGCAGCAUGAACAAUCAGCUGCAAUUGUUGAAGCAUAUAAGAAUUUACUUGCAAGAUGGCACGAUCUAUUGAAUUAUACUGCUAAACUGCGACAAUCAUUGAUUGAACAACAAAAGUACCAUCAAAUGAUUGAAGAUUUGUUUUUGAUCUUUGCAAAAAAAGCAUCUGCAUUUAACAGUUGGUUUGAAAAUGCUGAAGAAGAUUUAACUGAUCCUGUUCGCUGUAAUUCUGUUGAACAAAUUAAGGAAUUAUUAGAUUCACAUUCUACUUUUCGAAACUGCCUCAGUCAACCAAAAGCUGAUUUUGCACAAUUAAUUGAUUUGGAUUCUCAGAUAAAAGCCUAUAACAUUAACUACAAUCCAUACACAUGGUUUGAUAUGGAGGCUUUAGAAGAAACUUGGAAGAAACUACAGGAGACAGUGAAAGACCGAGAAGUUGAGCUGGAAAAAGAAGCACGGCGUCAGGAUUUUAACGAUGAACUUCGGCAAUCAUAUGCUUCAAAAGCAAAUCUCUUUCAUAAAUUUUUAGAAGAAACCAAAGAAUUAAUGGUUGACUUAUCUGGCAGUUUAGAAGAUCAACUUAAAACUUUAAAAAACACCUCAAAUAUUAUUCAGGCAAAGCGUGAUGAUUUAGAUAAUAUUGAGAUCUUAGGAGCACAGUUGGAAGAAGCAAUGAUUUUAGAUAAUAAAUAUACCGAACACAGUACUGUAGGUUUAGCACAGCAAUUUGAUCAGUUGAAUCAACUUAAUAUGCGCAUGCAGCAAAAUCUUGAUCAUCAGAUACAAGCCAAGAACAGAACAGGCGUUUCUGAAGAAAAGCUUAAAGAAUUUACUUCUAUGUUUAAACACUUUGAUAAAGAUCGAACAGGUUUCUUAGAGCAUCAAGAGUUUAAAUCAUGUCUUCGAUCAUUAGGAUACAAUCUACCGCUUGUUGAAGAAGGGGCAGAUGAUCCUGAGUUUAAAUCGAUUUUAUUUACCGUUGAUCCAAACAAUGAUGGUGUUGUAUCACUAAAUGAAUAUAUAGCAUUUAUGAUAAGUCGCGAGACUGAGAAUGUAAAAUCUGCUAAAGAAGUCGAUGAAGCAUUUAGAGCUAUAACUGACGGUGGAAAACAGAUAUACGUCACUGAGCAAGAGUUAUAUCAGGCUUUAACUCGUGAGCAAGCUGAAUUCUGUAUGUCUCGUAUGAAAACUUACGUUGACAAGAAUGGAAGAGAAUUGCCAGGUUACUUUGAUUAUGGUUUGUUUUGCGAAGAACUGUUUGUUGCAUAAAUUACUACUGAAGAAUUAAUCAGAACACGAGUAGCUGCAGUAUAUGGUUAUUAGUUUUUAUUAAUCUUCUCGGCAGUAAUUUUUACUUUUGAUGAUAAACAAUCAGAUGGAAACAAUCAAAAGAGUUAACCACUUUUUUUUUUUUGUUAUCUAUUUUGAAAUAUUGUAAUAUUGGAUUUUACAUCAUGUACCAUUGGCUUGUCGGAUGUUAGAUCCUCGGUUUAUUGGGUGUUACAUGAUAUACUUUUGAGUUGCUGGAUGUUACAUUUAUAAUACUAUUUUCAGUUAAUCGAUUGUAAAAAAAUAUAUAAUAAGAAUAUCCAUUUAUAUGGCAAGCAAGUAUAUUAAUUCACCGA
This is a messenger RNA of Hydra vulgaris (swiftwater hydra), 7815 nucleotides long. RefSeq names its product spectrin alpha chain, non-erythrocytic 1. Gene Ontology annotation, molecular function: calcium ion binding; actin filament binding. The record is from RefSeq and is a predicted model, not a curated record. Gene Ontology annotation, cellular component: cell junction; plasma membrane; cell projection. Lineage: Eukaryota; Metazoa; Cnidaria; Hydrozoa; Anthoathecata; Hydridae. Gene Ontology annotation, biological process: actin cytoskeleton organization.